UUAUCAAUAAAGUAGUCCUGAAAUUAACUCGAGUUUGUAUAUCUGUGCCAUACUAUCGAAAUAGCAGUACUGCAUUCCUUCAAGUCUCCAUGCUAGAGAUAUACACUACUGUAAUGAGCUCUUGGAAAUGGCCUUUCCCUUUCAUUUUUCUCAGCAUUACAAACCUUGUUUUUCUUGUCAAAUCCCAGUUCCCAACUCCAAUUUUUUUCCAUUACGAAUGUCUAAACAAUGGUAAUUACACGAAUAAUAGCGCAUACAAGACGAACCUUGAUACCCUCCUUUCCUCAGUCUCGGCUAAUAUUGACACCAAUGGAUUCUACAACGCCUCCUUGGGAGAAAAUCCCAUUAGAGUCUACGCUAUUGGGCUCUGUAGAGCAUAUCUUCAGCUUUAUCAAUGUCGUGAGUAUAUGGAAAAUGCAACAGCCAUGAUCCUUAAAUUUUGUCCUUAUCAAAAGGAAGCAAUUUUAUGGCACGAAUUUGGCAUGAUACGAUACUCCAACAAGUCCAUACUUGGGACUCUUGCAUAUUUCCCAUAUAAGGCGGGUUAUAGUGUGGAAAGUGUCCCAAAUCAAGACAAGUUUUACAAGGAGCUCAACAUAUUGUUGGAUGCUCUUCGUAAACAGGCCGCUUAUGGCAGCUCGCAUAAGAAAUUUGGUGCAGCCAAUCGAGCUUACCCAGAUUUUCGUACAAUUUAUGCAUUUGAACAGUGCACACCUGAUAUAAGCCCAGAGGAUUGUAGUGCUUGUUUAAAACAGUCUGCACUAAUUAUUCAAGAUUGUUGUAGUGUGGCAAGAGGAGUUAGAAUUCUUAGGCCUAGUUGCUAUCUUCGUUUUGAAACCGAUCCAUUCUACAACGAGACUAUGGUUAGAAUACUCGAGCCUGUAACAGCACCGCCAGGUAAGUAUUCAAUAUUUUUUGGUUUAGAAGGCGAUCGUAACUAUUUUACAUAAGGUAAAAAAAACAGAAGCUGCGGCGCGGGGGUGAUGAUACAGGGGAUUUGGGGGUGAUGGGGAAGAUUAAUUGAAUUUUCAAUUUUAUUUUCGUUUUAUUUUUAUAUGUAAUUAAAUGCAUAUCUAUUUUAUUCCUCAAAAAGUAAGACGUGCAAAUCAUGUGCCUUUUACCUAUCAGUUAGUCAGUUUCGUCCCCUGAAUAUCGACUUGCUACUCGUUGGGGGGGGGGGGCUUUAAUCAAUAUUUCAG
Molecule: messenger RNA, 1199 nt
Organism: Olea europaea var. sylvestris
Lineage: Eukaryota; Viridiplantae; Streptophyta; Magnoliopsida; Lamiales; Oleaceae
Product: cysteine-rich receptor-like protein kinase 26
Exons: 2
Coding region: 90-950 (286 amino acids)
Source: RefSeq, a predicted model, not a curated record